Owenia fusiformis is the source of this 2514-nucleotide messenger RNA. The record is from the annotation of a GenBank genome assembly. Lineage: Eukaryota; Metazoa; Annelida; Polychaeta; Sabellida; Oweniidae.
CGAAAAUCAACGUGUUGUGAUUUUAUUUGAUUGCUUUUAUCAAUCAAAGAACAGUUACUGAAGAAGCUUCCAUAGAGACAAGACAAUAUGCAGUUCGGUUUCAGCAUUUGUGUGCUGUUGUGCACAACAUUAGCAUUUGCAACAGCACUUUACUCCCCAUCUGAUGAUGUCAUAGAGCUAACAGCAUCUAACUUUGACAUGAUGUUACCAUUUGCCUUGUUGUUUCAGCUUUGGUUUGUGGAAUUCUAUGCACCUUGGUGUGGCCAUUGUAAGACUCUUGCCCCAGAAUGGAAGAAAGCUGCCAAAGCACUUAAAGGAAUUGUCAACGUUGGAGCUGUUGAUAUGACACAGCACCAGAGCGUUGGCGGACCAUACAAUGUGAAAGGAUUCCCAACCAUUAAGAUCUUUGGAUCUAAUAAAAAAUCACCUCAGGAUUAUAAUGGCCAGCGUCAAGCCUCCAGCAUUGUUGAUCAGGCAAUGUCUGGACUAAGAUCACUGGUUAACGACAGACUGUCUGGCAAGUCUAGUGGUGGUAGCAGUGGGGGAAGUGGAGGGGGUAGCAGAUCAACCGGGAGUGGAGACCCCAAAGACGUCAUUGAACUGACCGAUUCCAACUUUGAGAAGCUUGUCUUGAACAGCAAGGAUAUAUGGUUGGUAGAGUUCUUUGCUCCAUGGUGUGGUCACUGCAAGAACCUGGCACCUGAAUGGCAGAAGGCUGCAACAGAACUGAAAGGAAAGGUGAAGCUGGGAGCUCUUGAUGCAACUGUACAUCAGCAAACUGCUGGCCGUUAUGGGGUACAAGGGUACCCCACUAUCAAGAUGUUCCAAGGGGGUGAGGCCUCAGAGUAUGAUGGUGGAAGGACCGCUAGUGACAUUGUAUCCUGGGGACUGAACAAGGCUGCAGAGAAUGUGCCCCCACCAGAGAUUGUACAGAUUACAAAAGAAAGUGACCUUACAGAUGCCUGUGAAGACCACCAGCUGUGCAUCAUCUCAAUUCUCCCCAACAUCUUAGACUGUCAGUCAAAAUGCAGGAACGAUUAUAUCAACAUAUUGAAAUCUAUGGGAGAUAAAUACAAAAAGAAAAUGUGGGGCUAUGUCUGGGCUGAAGGGGGAGCUCAGAUGGAUCUUGAACAAGCCCUUGGUAUUGGAGGAUUCGGAUAUCCUGCCAUGGCUGCUGUUAACUCUAGAAAAUUAAAAUAUUCUCUGCUGAGAGGCUCAUUCAGUGAGACUGGCAUCAAUGAAUUCCUUAGAGAACUUGCCUUUGGUAAAGGUUCCACAGCUCCUGUUGCAGGAGCCAAGCUGCCCAGUAUUGUAGCUACAGAUCCCUGGGAUGGCAAGGAUGGUCAGCUACCAGAAGAGGAAGAGUAUGAUCUCUCUGACGUAGAGUUGGAACCACUUGAUGAAGAAGCCAAAGAUGAGUUAUGAUGUGGACCUGCCGAUAUAGGACAUCAUCUCAUCACACAUCUAGCUCAAUAAAUUAACCAUUCAAUCAUUCAGUCAUUAACACCAUCAUUUGUCAUCAUCUGUCAUUCAUUUGUUCAUCAAAAAUAACUUAUAUUUUCAUCAUUUAUUUUUAUCAUCAAAUGUUCUGGAACUCUCUGGUGAUUAUGUGUAGGAAUCACUAAGCAUCACAGACACUGCAUCACCAUGGACUAUAGAUAUCUACAACACUAUGGCUAUAUAUUGCCUUUGCGGGAAAAUGAGGGACUUAAGUAGUGAAACUAACUCAUGUACUGAAACAUGGCAUAUAAGCACUUUAAAACAUUGAAACAUGGCAUAUAAGCACUUUUAAUCAUAACAUGUAUAAAGUAAGGGACUUAUGCUCUAAAAUGUUUUAACAGGAAAAUAAUAUGAAAUUCACAUCAAAGAAUGAUGAGAUUCUUUAUGUUGUUGAUGCUGGUUAUUCCUAUAUGAGAAUGUAACCUCUUCGAAUUAAAUAUACAGUUACUGGGAAGGUAAAGGGGGUAUCCUUAUAUUCAAGAUUUGCAAGGACACUUGUCAUCUGUGUUAAAUAACUCUGAGAUUUGCCAUCUACAAACACAAUACAUUUUCUCUGUAAUAUAGUACUGUCAUUCAUGAAUCAGACAAAUUGUUAACGGGUAAAUCUCUACUGUAGUUCUCUCUCAGUUAUUGUUCCAUGAUCACUAUGGAUUCCAAGAUCAUCUAGUAGUUAGAGAAUCAAUAGUUUAGGCACAGUAUAAAAGAAGUGCCCAAAAGAACAUAUUCCAUGAAUUAUAGAUUGAAUUCAGGAACUUAGCUGAUAAUAGAUUGGUCAAAUUACAACUUGGAGCUUUCAUUGUCAUAUUAUAUAUUUUUGAAGUGUAUUGUAAGCUUUGUGUUCACAAUUGAGACAAUGUCUUUUAAAAUUCUGAAAAUUCUGUUAGAUUUUUAUAUGAAUUAUAACUUAACUGAGUUAUUCCUAGUAAUAGUGAUAGCAAAAGUAUUUGAAGCUGCUUUUAAUGAUCAUUCCUUUAAAUGAUAUUAUUGUUGUCGAGUACUGUACUGUACUGUACU